ACGCAACCAAUACGAUAUUUUGACCCAGCAAAGGAAAGCUGGAAGCCUUUCUCCGUCCUUCGUCGACGUCCUCGUAAUUCCCGAACUACCCUUCUUCCCCCCUUCUCUUUCUCGGAAAACUCUGGCUCAAUGGCGAAUUCUUGAUGGCAUAUCCAUCAUCGAAAAAAAUAAUCCAUUGUUGACUUCUGAAUCGUGUUUGAAGGCUCUCGAUCUUUCUUCUCUAUUAGUACUUUAUUACAUAUAAAAGCUCGAUCGCUCCGCGGGAGAAUUGGGGUAGGGUUUCGCAGAAAUUUGUGCGCACAGUGGAAGAUAAAAGAUUUUUGAGGUACGAGGGUAUAAAUGGCGUCGGCUCUUAUGAACGUGACUGCAUCGGCACUUAAUUGGGUGUCGGUGUCAUUUGAUGCUCCUCUUGCCCGGGCAGUUGUUUUUGGGUUUCCUGUUGAUGGGCAUCUGGUUGUUGAAGGGCUACUCAUUGCUGUCAUACUAUUCCAGCUCUCCAGGAAGAGUUACAAGCCGCCAAAGAAGCCGCUAACUGAGAAGGAAAUCGAUGAACUUUGUGAAGAGUGGAUCCCAGAAUCUCUUCAUCCACCUAUCACUGAAGAGAUGUUAGCUCAACCGCCUAUCUUAGAAAGUGCGGCAGAGACCCAUACUGUAAUUGAUGGACAAGAAGUCGUAAACUUUGCAUCAGCAAAUUAUCUUGGUUUGAUAGGGCAUGAAAAGAUAAUUGAUUCCUGUGUUAGUUCAUUGAAGAAAUAUGGCGUUGGUUCUUGUGGUCCUCGUGGUUUCUAUGGGACAAUUGAUGUCCACCUUGAUUGCGAGACCAGAAUUGCAAAGUUCUUGGGAACCCCAGAUUCAAUCCUCUACUCCUAUGGAAUUUCAACGAUUUUCAGUGUUAUUCCAGCCUUUUGUAAGAAGGGAGAUAUUAUUGUUGCCGAUGAAGGUGUCAAUUGGGCAGUUCAAAAUGGCCUCUACCUAUCAAGAAGUACUGUUGUUUAUUUCAAACACAACGAUAUGACAUCACUGGAAAGCACUUUGGAGAAAAUCACCAGACAGAAUUACAAGCGGGCAGAAAAGAUGCGACGCUACAUUGUGGUGGAAGCUGUAUAUCAGAAUUCUGGUCAAGUAGCUCCACUGGAUGAGAUUAUCAGAUUGAAAGAGAAACACCGCUUUCGAGUUAUAUUGGAUGAGAGCAAUUCAUUUGGUGUGCUGGGAAACUCUGGCCGAGGCCUUGCCGAGCACUAUGGGGUUCCGAUUGAAAAGAUUGAUAUAAUAACUGCUGGUAUGGGGAAUGCCUUGGCAACUGAUGGAGGUUUUUGCACCGGAAGUGUUAGAGUUGUUGAUCACCAACGUCUGAGUAGCUCUGGCUAUGUCUUUUCUGCAUCAUUGCCUCCCUAUCUUGCUACUGCUGCAAUUGGUGCAGUCAAUUACUUAGAAGAGAAUCCAACCAUCCUUGCAUCACUGAGGAACAAUAUUGCUUCAUUACGAAAAGGUUUGUCAGAUGUGCCAGGGCUGACUAUGGCAAGCAGUCCCCUUUCUCCUUUUGUCUUUUUAAAACUAAAGAAAUCUACAGGUUCCCCAAAGAAUGACUUGCAGCUUCUUGAUAAAAUUGUUGAUAGGGUCCUGAAGGAGGAUUCAAUUUUCAUUGUGACCACGAAGAGGUCCGCCUUGGACAAGUGCCCCUUGCCUGUAGGCAUCAGAUUGUUUGUUUCUGCAGGCCAUUCUGAGUCUGACCUGUUGAAAGCAUCCGAGUCACUGAAGAGGGUUGCGGCGUCGGUACUAUCUGAGCUCAUUUGAGGAAGUUUUUCGGCUAGUGAGGAAAUGAAAGUAACACAAAAUAUCAAGGGCUAGAAUAGCUUUUGUUAAAUCAAUAAUCAAGUUUUUACUGGCCUCGGCAUGUAUACAAGUCUAAUCUCCGAUGGCUUGAUGGAAAGAGUAGUUGUAGAAGAUAGUGCUGUAUGCUUUUCCAAUACAUUCAUGGAUCAACUCUAAGUCUCACUCUUGGUCAAUAUUUUGACCAGCUGUUUUGGCGUGGGAACGUGUUUACUGCUGGAUAUUGUUCGGCGUCACUUUCAUAUUUUCUAUUUUUUUAAAAUAAAAAAAUAUUUUUAUUUUUC
Molecule: messenger RNA, 2114 nt
Organism: Phoenix dactylifera (date palm)
Lineage: Eukaryota; Viridiplantae; Streptophyta; Magnoliopsida; Arecales; Arecaceae
Product: long chain base biosynthesis protein 1b-like
Biological process (GO): sphingosine biosynthetic process; ceramide biosynthetic process
Cellular component (GO): endoplasmic reticulum
Molecular function (GO): pyridoxal phosphate binding; serine C-palmitoyltransferase activity
Source: RefSeq, a predicted model, not a curated record